This is a messenger RNA of Adineta steineri, 1971 nucleotides long. The record is from the annotation of a GenBank genome assembly. NCBI's taxonomy places the organism in Eukaryota, Metazoa, Rotifera, Eurotatoria, Adinetida, Adinetidae.
AUGUCACAAGCAAAUAACAAUUUCGAUUUCAGUAUAUUUUGUUUACUUGAUACUUGUAUUAAUAUGGAAGAAAAUAUAGAUAUUCAACAAAAACUUCUUCUCUUGAAUCAUAAUUUAGAAAUAUUUAAAGAACUCGAUCAAUGUGAACAACAUAUUCAAUCUAUUUCUUCAAGCAAUAAACUUAUUCUAAUCGUUAGCGAUGAUGUCGGCCAACAACUAAUACCACAAAUUCAUCAACUUUCGCAAGUUUAUUCAAUUUAUAUUUAUUGUCAUGAACAAGAAUUUAAUCAACAUUGGACUCAACAAUAUAACAAGGUGAGAGGCAUUUAUUAUGAAAUUGAUCAAUUGAUUGCAUCUAUAAAAUGUAAUGAAGUAGGAAGAAUGAUGAAUACUGUAGAUGAACCACUUUCUAUGAGUAUUUCCAAUACAAAUAAAAAUUGUGAUCAGACAACAAGUGAUCUUGAUGGUCGAUUUGUUCAUUCACAAUUACUCAUCGAUUGUCUUCUACGAAUGGAACCAAUGUUAACAGAUAAGAAUGAAUUUAUUUCUUUUUCUUUAAAUGAAUAUCAUGAUAAUGAAGAUAUGUUAAAGAUUAUUAAAGAAUUCGAAGAUGAAUAUUCAUCAGAUCGAGCAAUAUGGUGGUAUACAAGAGAAACAUUUAUCUAUCGAUUAUUAAAUAAAAGUCUUCGUAUUCAAAAUAUUGAUUUAUUAUUUUGUCUUCGAUUUUUAAUUCGUGAUAUUGAACAACAACUUCAACAAUAUAAAUGUUCAUCGCCUUUAAUUGUUUAUCGUGGUCAAUUAAUAUCUAGUGAAGAACUUGAAUUAUUAAAACAAUCGAAAGGCACAUUAAUUUCAAUGAAUUCUUUUUUAUCGACUAGUCUUAAUCGUAGUACGGCUCUUGAAUUUCUUAAUACGAAUAUAAAUGAUAAUAAAUUACAACGAAUAUUAUUUGAAAUCAAUGCUGAUCCAUGUCGAGAUGGUAUGAAACCAUUUGCUAAUAUUUCAUCAUUUAGUUAUUUUCCUACAGAAGACGAAAUAUUAAUGAUGUUAGGAUCCGUUUUUCGAAUAAAUAAUAUCUAUCUUGAUGAAAAUCAAAUAUGGAUAAUGAAUAUAACUCUUUGUAGUGAUAAUGAUCAUGAUUUAAAAUCAGUUGUUCAUUCGAUGAAAAAUCAAUAUGGUUCCGAGCAAACUAGACUUCUUUUAUUUGGACAUGUACUUGUUGAUAUGGCUCAUUUUGAUGAUGCAGAAAAAUAUUAUCAUCGAUUACUCAAAGAUUUACCAUCUGAUGAUAAUGAUAUUUGUAAUUGUUAUCAUGCAUUAGGUAAAGUUGCUUGUGAAAAAGGUGAUUAUGAUUUAAGUCUUAGUUGGUUAUUUAAAUCAUUGGAAAUCUUAGAACGAAAACUAAAGAAAAAUCAUUCACGAAUUGGUUUUAUUCAUACAAGUAUCGGAGAAGUUUAUCAAAAUAAAGGUGAUACGAAACAAGCAUUACAUUCAUAUGAAAAAGCAUUGAAAAUUUGGGUAAAAGCAUAUAAUGAUAAACAUGAAUAUGUUGCUUGGUGUUUUAAUAAUAUUGCAAAUAUCUUUACUAUGGAAAAGAAAUAUUCGGAAGCACUUGAAUAUCAUAAAAAAGCAUUAGAGAUUAAAGAAAAAAUUCUUCCAUCAUCACAUCCUUGUUUAGGUAAUGCAUAUCUUAAUAUCGGUAAUGUUUAUUAUUAUAUGGGUCAAUAUAAUGAAGCAUUGAAGAAUUAUGAAUUGUCAAAGAAGAUCUAUGAAGCUUCUCUUACUCCUCGACAUCCUUCACUUGCACGUGCAUUGAAAAAUAUUGGACUUAUUUAUCAAAUUAAAGGUGACUUUUCUGAAGCUAUGAAGUAUUAUAAAAGAACAUAUUUUAUUCGUGAAAACUGUUUUUCUUCAUCACAUCCAGAUGUAAUUGAUAUUAAACAAGAUAUUGAACGUAUAUCAAAUAAAUAG